This is a messenger RNA of Caenorhabditis bovis, 1332 nucleotides long. The record is from the annotation of a GenBank genome assembly. NCBI's taxonomy places the organism in Eukaryota, Metazoa, Nematoda, Chromadorea, Rhabditida, Rhabditidae.
AUGAGCGCCCCUCCAGCUGCGGCGGCCAACACCGGCGAGGAUGCUGCUGAUAGAAAUGUCGAAAUGUGGAAGAUUAAGAGGCUCAUCAAGAGUUUGGAAGCCGCUCGAGGUAACGGUACGUCCAUGAUUUCAUUGAUCAUUCCUCCUCGUGAUCAAAUUGCUCGUGUCCAAAAAAUGCUUGCUGAUGAAUACGGAACUGCAUCCAACAUUAAAUCCCGUGUUAAUAGGCUCUCCGUCCUUGGUGCUAUUACCUCUGUACAAGGUCGUUUGAAAUUAUACAACAAAGUUCCUCCAAAUGGAUUAGUUGUUUAUUGUGGUACUAUUAUGACGGACGAAGGAAAAGAAAAGAAGGUUAACAUUGAUUUUGAACCUUUCAAACCAAUCAAUACCUCCUUGUAUCUUUGUGAUAAUAAGUUCCAUACUGAAGCUCUUCAAGGACUUCUUGCUGAUGAUAACAAAUUUGGUUUCAUCAUUAUGGACGGAAACGGUUGCCUCUUUGGUACUCUCCAAGGAAAUACGCGAGAAGUUCUUCACAAAUUCACUGUCGAUCUUCCAAAGAAGCACGGUCGCGGUGGUCAAUCUGCUGUUCGUUUUGCUCGCCUUCGUAACGAAAAACGGCACAAUUACGUUCGUAAAGUCGCUGAAUGCGCUGUGGAGAUGUUUAUCAAAAACGAUAAAGUUACUGUAGCUGGUUUAAUUCUUGCUGGAAGUGCGGAUUUCAAGACCGAACUUGGACAAUCUGAUAUGUUUGAUCAACGAUUGCAAGCCAAAAUGAUCAAGACCGUCGAUAUUGCUUAUGGAGGUGAAAAUGGUUUCAACCAGGCCAUCGAACUUGCUGCUGAUACUCUUGCCAGUGUGAAGUUCAUUCAAGAGAAGAAGCUUAUUGGUGGAUAUUUUGAUGAAAUCAGUCAGGAUACUGGAAAAUACGUCUUUGGCGUUAAGGAUACACUUGCUGCUUUAGAAAUGGGAGCUGUCGAGACACUUAUCUGUUGGGAAAACUUGGAUAUUGUGAGAUACAAAUUGAGAAACUCGCAGAAUGAGGAAAUAAUUUUGCACUUGCGACCGGAUGAAGAAAAGGAUAAAUUGCACUUUACUGACAAAGAAACUGGUCAAGAUAUGGAAAUCAUUGAAACCAUGCCGCUUCUUGAAUGGUUUGCCAAUAACUAUAAAAACUUCGGAGCAACUCUGGAAAUUGUGACAGAUCGAUCACAAGAAGGAGCCCAAUUCGUUCGCGGAUUUGGAGGAAUUGGGGGACUCUUGCGUUAUAGAGUCGAUUUGACGCAUGCUGAUUUGGAUGAAGAACUUGACAACAUUGACUUAGACGAUUAUUGA